Molecule: messenger RNA, 2273 nt
Organism: Cladophialophora immunda
Lineage: Eukaryota; Fungi; Ascomycota; Eurotiomycetes; Chaetothyriales; Herpotrichiellaceae
Exons: 4
Coding region: 334-1938 (534 amino acids)
Biological process (GO): transmembrane transport
Cellular component (GO): membrane
Molecular function (GO): transmembrane transporter activity
Source: RefSeq, a predicted model, not a curated record
GUAUUUGGGCGUCGACUACAGUCCGAUGGAACAACUGUCUUUAGGUUUUCGUACCUCGCCUAGAGACCACGAGGUUGACCUCUAACCGAACGACAAUCCUACGAGUAUAUCGCCCGCUGAAAACCCCUUUCACUCUCUGAUCGCGAGCGGGUCUUGCCUCGUGGGAGUUCUAGCCAUUGCCUUCUCACUUUCAUUGAGAGUCCAUGUGCUUUGUCAUUCACUGUGUUUUCAUACUCGAUCCUUUUCUGUUAUCAGCCUGCGCGAACGGCAGUAUCUGUUCAAGAGAGACUGAUCUGUUGAACACGUGCAACAACUUCCCGAGUGCUGGCAAACAUGGCGGACGCAUUCGCCAUGAAGAGCGGAGGGAAGUUCACCUCGGAAAUCCACCACUCUAGAUCCUCUUCCUCGGAGCAGAAUGGGGAGAAAUCAGUCAACAGAGAUGAGCAGGAGAUGGCCAGGCUGGGAAAACGCCAGGAGCUGAGGCGGAAUUUUGGCUUCAUGAGCAUGCUCGGUUUCUCCUGCACCCUCAUGAUCACCUGGGAGGGCCUGUUGACGGUCUUCGUGUAUGGCUUGACGGACGGAGGACCGGCCGGCCUUGUAUACGGGUAUCUCUUCUGUUGGGUGGGAUACUUCGCGGUUGUUGCUUCGCUUGCUGAGAUGGUUUCAAUGGCACCGACUGCUGGCGGGCAGUAUCACUGGACGUUCCUUUUUGCCCCCAAGUCUUGCCGCAACUUUCUUUCCUUUAUCACCGGCUGGCAAUCCGUACUCUCGUGGCAAGCUUGUCUCGCGUCGGCGGCAUACCUCGGCGGCACCAUCAUCCAAGGACUCCUCGUUCUGAAUUAUCCCAGUUACGAUUUUCAGAGAUGGCACGGCACACUUCUCCUGUAUUCCGUCAUCUUCUUGGCCAUGCUCUUCAAUACCUACCUCGCCAAACAGCUCCCGAAGGUGGAGGGCGCCGUGCUGAUCGUCCACAUCGUUGGGUUUUUUGGAGUGUUGAUCACCCUGGUGUACUUGGCACCACACGGCACCGCGCACGACGUUUUUGUCCAAUACCUCGCCAAUGGAGGCUACGACAAGGGCACCUCGUUCUUCGUGGGACUCAUUACCACCGUUUUCGCCUUUAUUGGCGCCGACGGUGCCAUCCACAUGAGCGAGGAAAUCAAAAAUGCAUCGACGGUGGUGCCCCAAUCUUUGGUGGCAUCCAUUGGUCUCAACGGCCUGAUGGGUUUCGCCAUGCUGAUUGCGAUCCUGUUCUGUAUCGGCGACAUCGACAAUGCGCUUUCAACCCCGACAGGUUUCCCCUUCAUCGAAAUCUUCCACCAGGCUGUCAAGUCGAAUGGUGGAGCGACCGCCUUGACUUCUAUAGUCCUCUCGUUGAUGAUCUUUGCUACCAUUGCGGUUUUAGCUGCGGCGUCCAGAAUGACAUGGGCUUUUGCCCGUGACAACGGUCUUCCCGGAUCCCGAUUCAUCUCUCAGGUUGAGCCCCGAACCAAACUCCCGUUGUAUUCGGUUGCGCUCUCUGUUCUGAUCACGCUGCUGUUGGGACUGAUCAACAUUGGAUCAUCUGCUGCCUUCAAUGCCGUCGCCUCGUUGGUCGUGUCUGGCUAUCUCGGCAGUUACACCAUACCGAUCAUUCUGAUCCUGCACAAGAAGAUAUACAAUCCUUCGUCCAUACACUAUGGCCCUUGGACGUUGGGGCGAAGACUCGGCAUCUUCUGCAACCUUUUCGGCCUGUUAUGGAUUGCCAUUGUCAUGACCUUCAGCUUCUUCCCGUCUGUACGGACCGAUUUGACACUGGAAACCAUGAAUUGGUCGUGCUUGUUAUGGGGCGGGACUAUGGUCAUUGGCGUCGUGAGCUAUUUCGGCUACCUCCGAGGCCGAUACAACGGCCCUAUUGUCGAGACGGACAUUAUCGAACAGGUUGCUCACGGAGUCUGAUACUGAACGGAGAUGCAAUAAGGAGGUGGAUGGCGGAGUAUCCAACUCUCCGAGGUCCUUGGAAUUCAGGGGUGCUCUGCUUUCGAAAUGGACGGGAAAAUGGUAGGAUGACGGACCUCGAGAAAGUUGGUGUACACAUUGGAUACCUCGUGGGUUGUGUUUACGGGUACAAGGUUGUGCAUGUAGAUGGAUCACCGGACUUUGUAGAUAUGGAAAAGGUUGGUGUCUUCCUGCGCUGGCUGGAGUGACCGGAAUGUCUUGCUGCUAUUUUGGGGAGUCCGGUAAACCUGCCACAUCCGGACUGUAGGUGGGAAGCCUCGUCCGGGCAACACGAG